Molecule: messenger RNA, 353 nt
Organism: Dibothriocephalus latus
Lineage: Eukaryota; Metazoa; Platyhelminthes; Cestoda; Diphyllobothriidea; Diphyllobothriidae
Source: the annotation of a GenBank genome assembly
AGGAAGACAUUGUCCUCACUGCUCGUCUACGCGUCGCCUUAAAUCAAGUGAAUGUGCUGUGCCCGGUCUUCUUUCGACAUGGCAAGUGGCAGUUAUCUAAAAAUUAUAUUUGCAGGAUUACCGAUGAAAUACUGGCUACCGCGCGACCGUCUACAGAAAUUAUCCGAAAGAAGAACUUAAUCAAUGUUUUUAAAGAGUUUCAGAUUAAGACAAUAAUAAAUAUGCAAAUACCGGGUGAACAUCCCCAUUGUGGUGAUGGUAUCAACAAGACUGGAUUUUCCUAUGACCCUGAAAUCUUUAUGGAAGCUGGAUGUAGGCCCUCGCUUGACCUCACCCAAGCGAAACUAUCAUAG